Messenger RNA from Penicillium diatomitis, 1122 nucleotides. RefSeq lists its product as uncharacterized. The transcript has 4 exons. The record is from RefSeq and is a predicted model, not a curated record. Bases 1 to 1122 code for a protein of 373 amino acids. NCBI's taxonomy places the organism in Eukaryota, Fungi, Ascomycota, Eurotiomycetes, Eurotiales, Aspergillaceae.
AUGGGCCUGCGUGAUACUUACCCGGCCUAUGGAGGUCGUGGUCCUGAAGAUCUUCGACUGGGCCUCGGACUGGGAUCGGUGGCCACCAUCUUUAUGAUCCUACGAGUCUAUGUACGAUUGCGGAUCAACACGUUUGGUACAAGAGCCUUGAUUCUGUCCUUGAUCGCCUGGCUGCUUACUGCGAUCACGCAGACAUUUAGCGUGAUCGCUAUUCUUCACGGACUAGGGAACCAUGUCGAAGCCAUCCUCAGUCAUGGGGAUCUGCGAAAAUACCUUCUCUUCACAUGGAUCACCAUAUUUUUCUUCAAUCUGGCUAUUCCAACUGGCAAGGUCGCUGUGGUGGCAUUCUUGAUCGAGAUGAAUGCGCAAGGCAACCCCAGAAUUCGCCGCAGUCUUAUCGCGGUCGCCAUUUUGAACAUCAUCCUCAACAUCCCGCAAAUCGUGCUACCUUGGUUCCAGUGCUCUCCACCAGGCGCACUCUGGGAUCCUGCACGCCAAGAUCAAUGUGACCCUCAAGUCAGUGUCCACUACACUUAUUUUGCAGGCAGCGUGGCGGCGCUGUCGGACUUUUAUCUGGCCAUCAUUCCCGCCGCCAUGUUGGCGCCGCUCCAGAUCGAUCGCAAGUUGAAAUGGGGUCUCAGCUUCCUCAUGGGCUGUGGGGUCUUUGCUGGUGUCGCAGCGAUUGUGCGCACAUGGGCUGCGAGCUUGAUAUUGGGCGACGAUCCUACAUAUGGCGUGGGUAUCUUGUUCAAAUGGGGUGAAAUCGAAGAGUGGGUGGUCCUCAUCACCAUGUCCAUCCCCCCUAUCUGGCCACUAAUCCGGCCUUUCACCUCUCGCUUCAUUCAGUCUCGAGGCCAAUCUCGCAGUCCUCCCGAUCCUCAUGGCUCGAGGGCUUCCUCGGCGGGGCAUCCAUUCACGAAUACGCCUGGCCCAGUCAUUACCACCACCAUCUCGGUCUCGUCUGGCAAAGCGCCGGGAUUCCCGAACUCGCCUCGCGACAUACCUUCAUCUGCCAACUCUAUCUCGAACAUGGGGCCGGAAGAUUUCGAGACGCCUCACACUGUGCUCGGCAGGGCUGGUAGUCCGGAAGGAUGGGUAGAGAUGGCUCACUAUCGGCCAUGA